This is a messenger RNA of Drosophila teissieri, 1351 nucleotides long. RefSeq names its product mitochondrial tRNA-specific 2-thiouridylase 1. Gene Ontology annotation, biological process: tRNA wobble position uridine thiolation. NCBI's taxonomy places the organism in Eukaryota, Metazoa, Arthropoda, Insecta, Diptera, Drosophilidae. Gene Ontology annotation, cellular component: mitochondrion. The record is from RefSeq and is a predicted model, not a curated record. The transcript has 2 exons. Gene Ontology annotation, molecular function: sulfurtransferase activity. Bases 75 to 1241 code for a protein of 388 amino acids.
UGCCGCAAAAAAACAGCUGUCUGUGUAACGUGCGUCACAUAACUUUGAAGUUAUUCUCCUGCCCACUUAGCCGAAUGAUCCGCAACGUAGUGGUGGGCGUGUCGGGGGGCGUGGACAGCGCCGUUUCCGCCCACCUGUUGGCGGAGCGCGGAUUCAAUGUGCUGGGCGUGUUCAUGCGCAACUGGGAUGAAGUGGACGAAGUGGGUCGUUGCAGCGGGGAGGCGGACCUGAAGGACGCCGAGUGGGCGUGCCGGCAGCUGGGCGUGGAGCUGCGACAGGUGAACUACGUGCGCGAGUACUGGACGGCGGUGUUUAGCCAAUUCCUGGACGAUUACCAACUGGGACUGACACCAAACCCAGACAUCCUGUGCAAUCGCCACAUUAAGUUCGACCUUUUCCACAAGCACGCCCUGGAGAAUCUCGGUUACGAUGCCGUGGCCACGGGGCACUAUGCCCGCAAUAGUCUGGGCAACUUCCUGGAGGGGAUUGCCUCCAACAACGAGGCCCACCUGCUAAUACCCGCCGAUACAUUCAAGGAUCAGACAUUCUUUCUGGCAGGCAUUCCCCAAAAGGCGCUGCAACGCACCAUGUUUCCGUUGGGAGAUUUCCAGAAGAGCCAGGUCAAGGACCUGGCCAAGAAGAUUGGACUCCAGCGACUGGCCAACAAGAAGGAAAGCACUGGCAUUUGCUUCGUUGGCAAACGCAACUUCAAGGACUUUAUCCAGGAGUACAUCACCUCCAAGACUGGACCCUUCCUAGACAUAGAUAGUGGAGCUGUGGUUGGCCACCACGAGGGCAUCCAUCAGUGGACUGUGGGCCAGCGGUGCCGUCUGAGUUCAUUCCUCCAGCCCUAUUUUGUGGCCAGAAAGGAGGCCGCCAGCAAUACCAUCUAUGUGGCUGCUGGCCACAACCACCCCGCCCUUCUGAGCACCCACAUAAACGUCGAUCCACCCAACUGGCUGUGUUCCAAGUCCCAAAAGAUUCUCACGGACACUGGCAGCUUGAGAUGUCGCUUUCGUUUCCAGCACACCAAACCCUUAGUGGGCUGCCACCUGCGGCUCUCUCCAGAAAACAGCUUCCAUGUCGAGUUGGAGGCUCCCUUAAGAGCUAUAACCCCAGGACAGUAUGCUGUGUUUUAUAGCGACACUGCCUGUUUGGGUUCAGCCCGCAUCCUCAGCGCCAAUCCCCUAACGAAAGACGCACAGACACAGCAGGCUCAAGCUGCAAAUCUGGUUAGUUGAUGUCUCCUCUGGGGAAAUAACUUUUUAUAGGCCAGUAAAUAAACCAAAUGUAAGAAUGCAGUCCAACUGCGUAGCAUAAUUAGUAGAUUUUCGUAGAUUCGGACGCCGAG